AUGAUGGGUCUCUUGAUUCUGAUUUUGGUAACUUUGACCUGGUGAGUAAAAUAACCUUUUUCUAAUUGUAUCAAUGGGUACGCCUCUAUAGUUUCUUGAAUGUAUAUCAAUUGUGUAUGAUAAUAAACAUACCAAUCAUAAUCCUAAUAGGUUUACCUUACUAAGCCUAUAGGUCUACACAGGGCAGUAUAAACUGUCAUCAAUUAUGAUUGCAUUGAUUUCAGUGUUGGCAGUGUCUAUGGACAAGAAAGCUACGCAGGUGAAAACAUCACCCGUAUUCUGGACCGACUACUAGAUGGAUAUGACAACCGGUUGCGACCAGGAUCCGGAGGUGGGCCUGGCGUCCUCUAUUCUGAUGUAUUUUCCUAUAUCUUACAUCUGCAGUACUUUUCAUUGAAUAAGUAGGAAAUAACAUAGUCAAAUAAAAUAAAAUACAAUUUUAUUUGUCACAUGCGCCGAAUACAACAGCUGUAGACCUUACAGCGAAAUGCUUACUUACAAGCCCUUAGCCAACAAUGCAGUUUUAAGAAAAAUUAAUAAUUAAAGAGCAGCAGUAAAAUAAAACAGUAGGGAGGCUAUACACAGGGGGUACCGGUACAGAGUCAAUGUGCACAGGUUAGUCGAGGUAAUUGAGGUAAUAUGUACAUGUAGGUAGAGUUAAAGUGACUAUGCAUAGAUAAUAAACAGAGAGUAGCAGCAGCGUAAAAAAGGGGGUGGGGGGGGGGGGGGGGGGGACAAUGCAAAUAGUCCCGGUAGCCAUUUGAUUAGCUGUUCAGAGUCUUAUGGCUUGGGGGUAGAAGCUGUUGAGAAGCCUUUUGGACCUAGACUUGGCGCUCCGGUACCGCUUGCCGUGCAGUAGCAGAGAGAACAGUCUAUGACUAUGGUGGCUGGAGUCUUUGACCAUUUUUAGGGCCUUCCUCUGACACGCCUGGUAUAGAGGUCCUGGAUGGCAGGAAGCUUGGCCCCAGUGAUGUACUGGGCCGUACGCACUACCCUCUGCAGUGCCUUGCGGUCGGAGGCCGUGCAGUUUCCAUACCAGGCAGUGAUGCAACUAGUCAGGAUGCUCUCGAUGGUGCAGCUUUAUCAUUUUUUGAGGAUCUGAGGACCCAUGCCAAAUCUUUUCAGUCUCCUGAAGAGGAAUAGGCUUUGUCGUGCCCUCUUCACGUCUGUCUUGAUGUGUUUGGACCAUGAUAGUUUGUUGGUGAUGUGGACACCAAGGAACUUGAAACUCUCAACCUGGUUCACUACAGCCCUGUCGAUGAGAAUGGGGGCGUGCUCCGUCCUCCUUUUCCUGUAGUCCACAAUCAUCUCCUUUGUCUUGAUCACGUUGAGGGAGAGGUUGUUGUCCUGGCACCACACUGCCAGGUCUCUGACCUCCUCCCUAUAGGCUGUCAAAUCGUUGUCGGUGAUCAGGCCUACCACUGUUGUGCCAUCGGGCAAACUUAAUGAUGGUGUUGGAGUCGUGCCUGGCCAUGCAGUCAUGGGUGAACAGGGAGUACAGGAGGGGACUGAGCACGCACCCCUGAGGGGCCCCUGUGUUGAGGAUUAGCGUGGCAGAUAUGUUGUUACCUACCCUUACCACCUGGGGGCGGCCCGUCAGGAAGUCCAGGAUCCAGUUGCAGAGGGAGGUGUUUAGUCCCAGGGUCCUUAGCUUAGUGAUAAGCUUUGAGGGCACUAUGGAGUUGAACGCUGAGCUGUAGUCAACGAAUAGCAUUCUCACGUAGUGUUCUUUUUGUCCAGGUGGGAAAGGGCAGUGUGGAGUGCAAUAGAGAUGACAUCAUCUGUGGAUCUGUUGGGGAGGUAUGCAAAUUGGAGUGGGUCUAGGGUUUCUGGGAUAAUGGUGUUGAUGUGAGCCAUGACCAGCCUUUCAAAGCACUUCAUGGCUACAGACGUGAGUGCUACGGGUCUGUAGUCAUUUAGGCAGGUUACCUUAGUGCUCGGAGUACAUGUCCUGGUAAUCCGUCUGGCCCUGCUACCUUGUGAAUGUUAACCUGUUUAAAGGUCUUACUCACAUCGACUACGGAGAGCGUGAUCACACAGUCGUCCAGAACAGCUGAUGAUCUCAUGCAUGCUUCAGUGUUGCUUGCCUUGAAGCGAGCAUAGAAGUAAUUUAGCUCGUCUGGUAGGCUUGUGUCACUGGGCAGCUCGUGGCUGUGCUUCCCUUUGUAGUCUGUAAUAGUUUUCAAGCCCUGCCACAUCCGAUGAGCGUCGGAGACGGUGUAGUACGAUUUAAUCUUAGUCCUUUUAUUGACUCUUUGCCUGUUUGAUGGUUCGUCUGAGGGCAUAGCAGGAUUUCUUAUAAGUGUCCGGGUUAGAGUCCCGCUUCCUUGAAAGCGGCAGCUCUACCCUUUAGCUCAGUGCGGAUGAUGUCUGUAAUCCAUGGCUUCUGGUUGGGGUAUGUACGUACGGUCACUGUGGGGACGACGUCAUCGAUGCACUUAUUGAUGAAGCCAGUGACUGAUGUGGCGUACUCAAUGCCAUCGGAAGAAUCCCGGAACAUAUUCCAGUCUGUGCUAGCAAAACAGUAGUGGGGCUAUUACAAUGUACUGUAUUUUUACCUGGUUAGUUUCUUUAAAAUAAUUGUUCAUAGUCUAUUUACAGUUUUCCUAUAUUUUUAUGGGCAACAAUUAAAAUCACUAUAUCCUUUUCAGGUAUGAUUACAGAGGUGAAAACAGAUAUCUUUGUCACCAGCUUUGGACCAGUAUCAGAUGUGGAAAUGGUAUGAGACAAACAGCAUAUUCCCACAGGCUUACUGUCACAUAAUGUAUGUCGUUUAGCAACUGUGUUUAUAUGUUAUGUUUACAUAUAGUUUCUUAUGCAUUUAUUAUAUAUGGGUUUCAACUGAGCUUCAUUGUCCACUGCACUGCUGCCUUAUGGGCAGGCUGCUGUAGACUGUAGAUUAGAUUAUGAGCCGUUUAGCUUAAUUAGUUUCAAUACACUAACUGGGCUGGCGUAAUGUUUAUUUUAGCCUCUUAAUCAAUAUGUUAAGCAAACUGAGUGCUCAAACGGAUUGAUGAAUGAAUAUCUAUAGGUAGUUAUUGUCAUAAUAAUCUCAUCAUCUCUCUGGACUGUCUUGUCUGAAUGGAUUUAACUGUAGAUAGUUAGUUACAAACACAUGUAUUAUGUCUGUGGUUUGGAGCAGGACCUGCAUAUCGUACUGUGCAUUCCUCUGGCCUUCUUCAGGACUGCAGAAUAUAGAUUCUAGAUCUACAUUCUAAAUUCCAGAUUCUACAUUCUAGAUCCAGAACCUGUCUGGUGAUCAGUCAUGUAAUGCCUGGCCUUCUACCUCCUCAGGAGUACACCAUAGACAUGUUCUUCCGCCAGACCUGGGUGGACGAGAGGCUGAAGUACGACGGCGCCGUGGAGAUCCUGCGUCUCAACAACAAGAUGGUGGAUAAGAUCUGGACGCCCGACACGUUCUUCAGGAACUCCAGGAAGUCCAUCGCCCACAACAUGACCACUCCCAACAAGCUGUUCCGCAUCAUGCAGAACGGGACCAUCCUCUACACUAUGAGGUACCCUGAGUCCCUAGCCCCUCCUCCCUGGGCCCUCCUGUAGAACCUCUUCACCAUGAGGUAGCCCCUCCUCCCUGGGCCCUCCUGUAGAACCUCUUCACCAUGAGGUAGCCCCUCCUCCCUGGGCCCUCCUGUAGAACCUCUUCACUAUGAGGUAGCCCCUCCUCCCUGGGCCCUCCUGUAGAACCUCUUCACCAUGAGGUAGCCCCUCCUCCCUGGGCCCUCCUGUAGAACCUCUUCACCAUGAGGUAGCCCCUCCUCCCUGCGCCCUCCUGUAGAACCUCUUCACCAUGAGGUAGCCCCUCCUCCCUGGGCCCUCCUGUAGAACCACUUCACCAUGAGGUAGCCCCUCCUCCCUGGGCCCUCCUGUAGAACCACUUCACCAUGAGGUAGCCCCUCCUCCCUGGGCCCUCCUGUAGAACCACUUCACCAUGAGGUAGCCCCUCCUCCCUGGGCCCUCCUGUAGAACCUUUUCACCAUGAGGUAACCUGCAGGAAGAAGUGUUUUAAAUAAACCCCUUUUUGUAGCCAAUUAAGUCUGACAAUUAAGACUAUGAAAAAUAAAACGCUGGUGCAGUGCUGCUUUGCACAGAGGAAACCAGUUGUGUUGUACUGUAUACACAGGUUUUACACAGAUCAUGAAAUCAGACGUCUAAUGUUGUGUGUUCUAUUCGUAUCUCAGACUAACCAUCAGUGCAGAGUGUCCCAUGAGGCUCAUGGACUUCCCUAUGGACGGACAUGCCUGUCCUCUCAGGUUCGGCAGCUGUGAGUUCUCAGUCUAGGAUCUCCUUUCUCUGGCUCUUUUUUAAAAGUAAUUAGGGCUGUCAUAUUCUUGUAAUGUUUUUUGUAUGAAAAAGCUGAAAUUUGUAGCAAAUUCAGAAGUUCCGAUUAAUCACAGCAAAUCCUGCGAUUAACUCGAUUACGUUUUUCUAUCGUUUGACAGCCCUAAAAGUAAUGUUUUGAAGUGAUUGAUCAUAACAAAGGAUAAACCUGGCUUUGAGCAGAGAGAGUUUGCUUCAUGCACUGAAACAGUAACAUUCACAUCCUUACACUCCUCAAAAUAGUUAGCUCCAUAUCCCCUUUGUAGUGCACUACUUUAGUGUACUAUAAAAGGAACAGGGGACCAUUUCAGAUGCAUACGAUGUUUUGUUGUUUCUGUGAACAUUAUAUAUAGGAAUGGUAUGACAACUGAACGAACUUGUUUCUGUAUACAUCAGAUGCGUACACGAGCAGUGAGAUCACCUUUACCUGGAGGAAGGGCCUGGAAGCUUCCGUAGACUGUCCUCAGGAGUCUAUCAGUCUGCUACAGUAUGACCUGGUGGGACAGAAGUUAUCCACGGAGACAUUCAAGUCCAACACAGGUAAGGACCCACUGUAGGUUACAAUACAAUUAGAAAACACUGGUAUACCGAGAAGCGUGUGUGUGUUUUGUGACUACUACACUACUAUACUACUAAACUACAGUACUACACUACAAUACUAUACUACUAAACUACAGUACUACACUACAAUACUAUACUACUAAACUACAGUACUACACUACAAUACCAUACUACUAAACUACAGUACUACACUACUAUACUACUAAACUACAGUACUACACUACACUACUAUACUACUAAACUACAGUACUACACUACACUACUAUACUACUAAACUACAGUACUACACUACUAUACUACUAAACUAUAGUACUACACUACAAUACCAUACUACUAAACUACAGUACUACACUACACUACUAUACUACUAAACUACAGUACUACACUACACUACUAUACUACUAAACUACAGUACAGUACUACAAUACUAUACUACUAAACUACAGUACUACACUACACUACUAUACUACUAAACUACAGUACUACACUACAAUACUAUACUACUAAACUACAGUACUACACUACAAUACUAUACUACUGAACUACAGUACUACACUACAAUACUAUACUACUAAACUACAGUACUACACUACAAUACCAUACUACUAAACUACAGUACUACACUACACUACUAUACUACUAAACUACAGUACUACACUACAAUACCAUACUACUAAACUACAGUACUACACUACACUACUAUACUACUAAACUACAGUACUACACUACAAUACUAUACUACUAAACUACAGUACUACACUACAAUACUAUACUACUAAACUACAGUACUACACUACAAUACUAUACUACUAAACUACAGUACUAACCCUAACAAUACUACUUAAACUAAUAGUACUACACUAACACUACUAUACUACUAAACUACAGUACAGUACUACAAAUAACUAUACUACUAAACUACAGACCUACACUACACUACUUAUACUACUAAACCUACAGUACUACACUACAAUACUUAUACUACUGAACUACAGUACUACCACUACAAUACUAUACUAGCUGUAACUACCAGUACUAAAACUACAAUACUAUAAUACUACUAACUACAGUACUAACUACAAUACUAUACUACUUAAACUAAGUACUACACUACACAAAACCACUACCUACUAACUAAACCUACAUUACUAAACUAAACUACUAUACUACGAAACUACCCAGUAACUACACUACAAUACUAUUACUAAACUAAAAACUACACUACUAAACUACAUUACUACACUACAAUACUAUACUACUAAACUACAGUACUACAACUACAAUACUAUACUACUAAACUACAGUACUACACUACACUACUAUACUACUAAACUACUACACUACAAUACUAUACUACUAAACUACAGUACUACACUACAAUACUAUACUACUAAACUACAGUACUACACUACAAUACUAUACUACUAAACUACAGUACUACACUACAAUACUAUACUACUAAACUACAGUACUACACUACAAUACUAUACUACAAACUACUACACUACAAUACUAAUACUACUAAACUACAGUACUACACUACAACUACUACUACCACACUACUACACACUACAUACUACUAAACUACAGUACUAAUACACUACAUACAUACACUAACACUACUACACUACACUACUUACUACUAACUCGAUACUACACUCCUCACUACUCCUCUCCACUCACUCCUCUCUCCCCUCUUCUCCUCCUCAUCCCCUCUCCCUCUGCACCCCACCUCUUCUCUGAUCUGCUCUGUCUCAGGGUAGGGGGGCAGUCAGAUAUCUUCACUAUAUGUCUCUAAUUGGUUAUAUCUCUACAGCCUUUCCAGGUCCAAGGACACCCAAGGACAUUCAUUCUCCUCUCCUCUCCUCUCCUCUCCUCUCCUCUCCUCUCCUCUCCUCUCCUCUCCUCUCCUCUCCUCUCCUCUCCUCUCCUCUCCUAUCCUCUCCUCAUCCUCUCCUCAUCUCCUUUCCUGUAUCAGUGUUAUGGUCUCUCUCACCGCUGCUCUCUACUGAUACCUAUUCUGUUUAUCUUCCAGGUGACUACUCUGUCAUGGUAGUCCAUUUUCUACUACAGAGGAAGCUAGGCUACUACCUGAUUCAGACUUACAUCCCUCUGAUUAUGGUGGUGGUUCUGUCACAAGUAGCAUUCUGGAUCAACAAAGAGUCUGUCCCUGCACGCACUGUGGCUGGUAUGAUAACAACCCUCUAUCUCUGUGUCUGGUAUGAUAACAACCCUCUGUCUCUGUGUCCGGUAUGAUAACAACCCUCUGUCUCUGUGUCUGGUAUGAUAACAACCCUCUGUCUCUGUGUCUGGUAUGAUAACAACCCUCUGUCUCUGUGUCCGGUAUGAUAACAAUCCUCUGUCUCUGUGUCUGGUAUGAUAACAACCCUCUGUCUCUGUGUCCGGUAUGAUAACAACCCUCUAUCUCUGUGUCCGGUAUGAUAACAACCCUCUGUUCAUUAGUCUCUCUCUCUCUCUCUCUCCUCCCAUGCCACAUGUAAUUAGUGUAGCCUACACUGUUUUUUAGUGCUGAGCGAUUAGUGCUUUUUGACGUAGAUUCGGUUUCGGUUCGAUAAUUAACAAAAAAAUCCAAGUUUUCGACCCUGCUGGUAAUCUAUGAAUAUUUGAACAUCUUGGAGAAAUAUCAGGCCUUAAUGGCCAUGUACUGUUAUAAUCUGAGGGGACCCCUCAGAGCCUGGUUCCUCUCUAGGUUUCUUCCCAGGUUUCUGCCUUUCUAGGGAGUUUUUCCUAGCCACCGUGCUUCUACAUCUGCAUUGCUUGCUGUUUGGGGUUUUAGGCUGGGUUUCUGUAUAGCACUUUGUGACAUCGGCUGAUGUAAAAAGGGCUUUAUAAAUGUAUUGUAUUUAUUUUUAUUUUACCUUUAUUUAACUAGGCAAGUCAGUUAAGAACAAAUUCUUAUUUACAAUGACGGCCUACACCGGCCAAACCCGGACGACGCUGGGCCAAUUGUGCGCCGCCCUAUGGGACUCCCAAUCACGGACGGUUGUGAUACAGCCUGGAAUCGAACCAGGGGGUCUGUAGUGAUGCCUCAAGCACUGAGAUGCAGUGCCUUAGUCCGCUGUAUAUAAAAUGUGAUUGAUUUGAUUGAUUGAUUGAUUGAUUGAUAUGCAUAUCCUUGCUUCAAGGCCUGAGCUACAGGCAGUUAGAAAUGGGUAUGUCAUUUUCUGCGAAAAUUUGAAAAAAGGCUCAGAUCUUUAAGAGGUUAAAAACAAAUUAGACUGUAUCCUGUUGACCCCAUUUCGCCUAGUCUCAUCACACAACCCUUAAUUACAGGGGGUAGUCCAGGGGAGCUGGACACUCCAAAAACACAACAGGAGGUAGCCUGGGAGAGCUGGACACUCCAAAAACACAUUUGGGAUGCCCUGAAAAUUAUGGGAUGGAUGAAAGAAUAAUAUAUUUAAUGGUUAUGAGGGUACCCCAAGUUACAUUCUAAGUUUAUGUAUGGGGGUGCCCAAAAUGUGUUAUGGGGAAGCCCCAAGCCCUAUCUUGGGGUACCCACCGUUGAAUACGUUAUCUUUAACCCGGCCUAUUAUUUAUCAGGGCAUCCCUGAAUGAAAAGUUGUAAUUGGAACCCUGUCUCAAACACAAACAUAUGAUAAUAGUGUUCUAAUUCUGUUUCUAUGGUCUCCAUCUCCGCCUAUCCUAACAACCAACAGGCAUCACCACGGUCCUCACCAUGACAACCCUCAGCAUCAGCGCCCGCCAGUCUCUGCCCAAGGUGGCCUACGCUACAGCCAUGGACUGGUUCAUCGCCGUGUGUUUCGCCUUCGUGGCGUCCGCGCUCAUCGAGUUCGCCGCCGUCAACUACUUGGCUACGCUGCAGGCCAACAGACUGAAGAAGAACGCCAGGCAGAAAAAACUGGAGGUCCUGGCGGAAGCAAGAUAUGAUGAUGAGGAGGAGGAUGAGAGUGCUUCAUCUGUAAGUUAUUUACUGGAUGUAGGGUGGGUGGGGGGGUGGGGCAGAUGGACACAUAAACACUCACACAGACGUGGUUAGGGUUGGUAGCUAGGGGUUUUACAGUAUGCAGCUGUAACUGUAACGAGCAGCAUUCACAGAGGCUGGCUCUCCCCAUUCAACUAUAGAGCACCAUCACUAAAGCGCUCUCCAUUCAACUACAGAACACCAUCACUAAGGCUCUCCCCAUUCAACUACAGUACACCAUCACUAAGACUCUCUCCAUUCAACUACAGAACACCAUCACUAAGGCUCUCCCCAUUCAACUACAGAACACCAUCACUAAGGCUCUCCCCAUUCAACUAUAGAACACCAUCACUAAGGCUCUCUCCAUUCAACUACAGAACACCAUCACUAAGGCUCUCCCCAUUCAACUACAGAACACCAUCACUAAGGCUCUCCCCAUUCAACUAUAGAACACCAUCACCAAGGCUCUCCCCAUUCAACUACAGAACACCAUCACCAAGGCUCUCUCCAUUCAACUACAGAACACCAUCACUAAGACUCUCUCCAUUCAACUACAGAACACCAUCACUAAGGCUCUCCCCAUUCAACUACAGAACACCAUCACUAAGGCUCUCUCCAUUCAACUACAGAACACCAUUACUAAGGCUCUCCUCAUUCAACUACAGAACACCAUCACUAAGACUCUCUCCAUUCAACUAUAG
This is a messenger RNA of Coregonus sp. 'balchen', 9540 nucleotides long. NCBI's taxonomy places the organism in Eukaryota, Metazoa, Chordata, Actinopteri, Salmoniformes, Salmonidae. The record is from the annotation of a GenBank genome assembly.